AUGGGAACUGAAGGGAAUCAACAAAAGGGCCGUCCAAAAACGCGGGUUGGGAGAGCUAAACCGUUCCAUAGAACCAGAACGAAUUCAUUCGCAUCUUGCUCUUAUGGAUGGGCAUCCCUAGUGGAUCCUGGACAUUCGAAGGAAGAUGCUUUAUGUGAACCUGAGAGUGCUUCACAUCACAAUGGCAAUGUCUUUUGGGAAGUUUUUAAGUGGUGCCAGCAGGGCGGUAACUUGUAUAUUGUUGCCUUUGCUGCAUAUGGCUACAAGGGUGCAUGGGAUUGUUCAUCUGUUGCAACUCGCACAGUAGAUGUGUCACCGUUUGCAAUUGAGAGCACAUGGAGCAUACAAGAUGUGUGCUUCACUAAGGAUGAAUAUGAAGAUUACUUUUUGCGCUUCUGCAGAACACAUCUCGGAAAAGUGAAAGAUAAAAAAGAUGUUACGUACUUACAGGAAUACGUACACAACACAACAGCUCGUCACCCUGGACUUGUCGUGUUUUUCAUGAAUCAUAUUAGAGAUUAUUUCCUCCCACAACUGAAAUAUGAUGAUACGUUGACAUUUGAAAGGAUUUUCUUGUACUUGAAGUCAUAUACAUUUAUGAGGGCAGGCUUUCAUGGGUAUUUACAUAUGCAAAAUUUGACUCCAGAGGAAACUCAACUUUGUGAUAGGGUAUUCCGAGAACCCAUUGAUAUCAGACUGCCAAAUAACACAUCCGGAAAAGAGCAGCGUUGGGGAAACACUGCUAGGUCAAUGAUUCCUCCUGAAGAUUUCAAAAGCUUCCUCCUUGGAACCUUCACCAACAUGAAUGCUGAGACUAUAUGGAAAUCAUAUUCUGUUGGUAAAGACGAGCAGCUUUUGGAGCAUGCUUGGCAAAUGGAAUUUUACCGAGCCGCUACUCAAGUCCUACCUCCUGACAUAUUCAUUUCUGCUGAUGAUGGUGCAGAUGCGUCUGGCCACAAGAGUUGCUUCGAACCAGGUGGUAUCUAUGAAUCUAUCAGGAAUGUAUCCAAUGAACGGGUCAUCAUUGACAUUCGAUGUCCUGAUCUUCAUAAUGAAAAACCAAAGUAUAGUGGUGAUUAUCAUUGGAUAAAUGUAUAUUGCCAGGAGAAUUGGAAGUCAGUUAUAAUAGAAGAUAAGGAUGGAAAAGUUGAGGUUCAGCUCAUGGGAGAGUAUCAGUAG
Messenger RNA from Paraglomus brasilianum, 1179 nucleotides. NCBI's taxonomy places the organism in Eukaryota, Fungi, Glomeromycota, Glomeromycetes, Paraglomerales, Paraglomeraceae. The record is from the annotation of a GenBank genome assembly.